AUGGGUGCCGCCAACCGGAAGCUGCGGGGGCAGGUAACUGCGUCGAUCGCGGGCCUCAGCGUGAGCGAAAAUGCCGGAUUGGACACCCUUGGACAGCAACGGAUCGUGCGUCUCCGCCGUCCUCUUGGGAGAGCACGCACAUCAGUGGACGCCGAGCAGCCGGCUGUCCUCACAGGACAUCCACGGAUCGAUUGGGCUGGUGCAUGCACACGUCGUCCUUUUCCAUGCGAGAAAGCCGAAAGCGCUCGUUUUGGCGGAGUCCGGCGAGCUGGUACCCAGUGCAAGAACCGUCGGUCGCUCCUGGACCGCGACCGCGACAGCACGGUCGCGCACAACGCCACUAGCGGCGCCUGUCCGAGCGGCGAGCGGAUGGAGAGAAAAGGAGAAAGCAGACCGGCGGUGGCGACUGUCUUGGUGCCGGCGGCGCUUAGCUCCGGCCUUCGGCGCGGCGUCGGCUUCGAUGCGCACGGGUGCUCUGUGCUAACCGCACGCGGCUCCAGUGCGGGAAGCUCCGGGCAGCGGGGUGGCGGCGGGAAGGCCCCGUUGCCCGUGGGUCGUGGUGGCGAGCUCCGGCGGCUGGCUGCUGUGGGUGGAGUCGCACGGUGGUGCGACGCAGCUCCGGCGGAGGUAGCUUCGGCGAGCCAGGGCGAGUGCGUCUCCGGCGGCGUAGGGCGUCGACGCUGGAGUGCUAGGCAGCAGCGUCCGAGGCAAGGACAGGCGCUGGGCUUGAGCUCCGAGCUGCCUGGGACGAGGCUGUACCACCGCAGGCCUGCCCAGGACAUUGAUGGAAAAGAUGUUCCUCUUAAAAAGUUCAAGAAUAAGGUGUUGUUGAUUGUUAACGUUGCUUCUCAAUGUGGGUUGACAACAGCAAAUUACACUGAACUAUCUCAUAUCUAUGAGAAGUACAAGACUCAAGGGUUUGAGAUUCUGGCAUUUCCUUGCAAUCAAUUUGGUACACAAGAACCUGGAUCAAAUACUCAGAUUAAGCAGUUUGCAUGUACAAGAUUCAAAGCUGAAUUUCCUAUUUUUGACAAGGUUGAUGUCAAUGGACCUAAUACAGCCCCCAUCUAUAAAUUUCUGAAGUCCAGUGCUGGAGGAUUUUUGGGUGAUCUAGUCAAGUGGAAUUUUGAGAAGUUCUUAGUGGACAAGAAUGGCAAAGUUAUUGAGAGAUAUCCACCAACAACUUCACCAUUCCAGAUUGAGUGUUAUCAAUCAUUCAUUUCCCUAUUAAGUAGUGAUCUUGUGAGCAUAUCAUGUGUCAAUUAA
This is a messenger RNA of Miscanthus lutarioriparius, 1266 nucleotides long. Lineage: Eukaryota; Viridiplantae; Streptophyta; Magnoliopsida; Poales; Poaceae. The record is from the annotation of a GenBank genome assembly.